This is a messenger RNA of Doryrhamphus excisus (bluestripe pipefish), 1596 nucleotides long. It is a transcript of the gene fn3krp, whose product is annotated as fructosamine 3 kinase related protein. The record is from RefSeq and is a predicted model, not a curated record. Lineage: Eukaryota; Metazoa; Chordata; Actinopteri; Syngnathiformes; Syngnathidae.
AACCAAUACGCAAUAGGUCACCGAAACAGUGCCUAAACACGUAAACUGGUUGUUAAAACUGUUUAUAUCUUUAAAUAAGGUGUUCAUAGAGUCAACCGUUAGCCCACCGUGCUGCGUGGCGUCACGUGCUAGUGGGACGGGUCAGUCGAGACAUUUCGUUGUAAAUAAACAUAGCGGAAUAUAAUGUAACAGAUCGCAAGAUCGACGCCCUUUGCGCACACCCCUUUCCUGCCCGCAUUUCUUCUGCGGAUCGCUUUCAGAACUCAUCAAGAAUUAGCAAUGGAAGCUAAGUUAAAGAAGGAGUUGGGGACAUCCAUGUUAAAGUCUGCAGGACAGGCUUCCGGUGGAUGCAUCAGCGAGGGUCAGAGUUUUGAUACUGAUACUGGACGAGUGUUUGUAAAGAUAAACCAUAAGAGCCAGGCUAAAUUAAUGUUUGAUGGGGAAAUGGCGAGUUUGGAGGCCAUUCUAAAAACACAAACUAUCAGAGUGCCCAAACCUGUGAAGGUGUUCGAGUUGGAUACUGGAGGGUGUGUGUUUGUUAUGGAGCAUUUGGACAUGCGUGGUCUAAACAAAUAUUCACAGAUACUUGGAGAGCAGCUGGCUGAUCUUCAUCUUCACAAUAAGAAACAGCUGGAGACAGUGCACAAAGAGCAGCAGACAGUUGGAAAAGGAGCUGGUCAGUCUGAGGGGGCUUAUGUGGAAAAAUUUGGGUUCUCCACCACCACAUGUUGUGGAUACUUACCACAGGAAAAUGAAUGGCAGGAUGACUGGGUGACAUUUUUCACACGGCAGAGGCUUCAGCUUCAGUUAAACCUGCUGGAGGAAACUAAUGGAGAUAGAGAAGCCAGAGAGCUUUGGACACAGCUUCAGCUGAAGAUCCCACAGUUUUUCAAGGAGGCGGAGCUUGUCCCUGCUCUUCUCCAUGGUGACUUAUGGGGAGGCAACGUGGCAGAAUCCUGCGAAGGACCAGUGGCAUUUGACCCCGCUUCCUUCUACGGCCAUUCAGAGUUUGAGUUGGCAAUCACUGGGAUGUUUGGAGGGUUUAACAGCUCGUUUUACUCAGCAUACCAUGAUAAAAUUCCGAAGGCACCUGGCUUGGCAAAGAGAAACCAGCUUUACCAACUUUUCCACUACCUGAACCACUGGAACCACUUUGGCGGGAGCUACAGAGGCUCAUCAAUUAGUGCGAUGAAGGGCCUACUGAAAUAACUGCACUCAGUCUUAAUAAACACAAGCCAGGCUUAAGAUACAUGCAUAUAUGCAUAACCAUACAAGGAAAUUGCGCAACAGAACUUUGUAAUUAUCAUUGCAUGAAAUUCCAACAGUGAAAAAAUAACUGUAAAGAGCAAGUCAAUGCAGUUUGUUUUAAUAAUGCUCAGUUUUGCUUAUUCAUUAUCGCGGUUGUGAGUCUGUCUAUGUGUCUAUGGGACAAAAAUGUAUCUCAUUUAGUACAGUAGAAUUCAAAUAAAGCUUUGGGAGGAAAGAUGACCAGUCCAAAAAAUGUAACAAUAAAUAAAUGCUCAGAAUUUGCAGUCGUACAUAACCUAAUGCACUCUUCACCAUUCAGAUCCAGGAAUGAAAAAACAAUACGUAUGA